UUAUCAGACUUGCACAGCUAUCACAGCUCUGAAUAUGUGCUAGCAAUCCAGUUCCGGGUGUGGAUCUCGCAGCUAACUGCCAGCACGAGAGAAAAAAAAGUAUUCCAUUGUCUCUGCUGCGUUUGACGAAGAACAGAUGAAGUAAUUUGACUUUACUCUCUACUUUUGAUGUUUGUUCAUUAACAACAAAUUAAAACAAAGAAGAAAAUGAACGUCUUUUUCCAGCUACAAUUUCUGUUUGUGCUGGCUCCAUAUGCUGCGUGUCAGUUGCAGAAAGUUCCAGCAUCCAAUCCUGAGAUUUCUGCAAAAAUUGACCAUAAGGAUGAACAAGCAGUGAUCAUGACUAUUUACUGUGUGUCACCUGAAGGCACCUUACCAAUAAUUUACACGUUAUAUAGAAAUAAAACAUUGAUGGAAACCUACCAAGCAGAGAGUCGGAGGAAGGCAGAGUUCCUUGUGCAACUAACUUACAGAGAGCUACUGGAGACCCUCAAAUGCAAAGCUGAGAAUGGAUUUGAUUCAAAGUACAGCAGGGGGCUGGUUAUAGAUUUGUCUGUUAAAUUGACCUCAAAUCCAGAUCCACCUGUUCCGGGCCAGCAGCUUACACUCAAUUGCACUGUAACUUAUGAAACUAAACAAAAUUACACGUGGUAUUUUAUGUACCCAAAGAAGAAUAUGACCAAAGUCACAAAGCAGAACCAGCUAAUUAUUGAAUCCGCAAGCUCAGGGAUAUAUUACUGCUCGAUGCUCCAUCAGAUGAGCAACAGGAUUGAAGUAUCAAUGCAAGAUUCCAGUUUCCAGCCAGUGGUGGUUGGUGUCAGUGUAGCAGCCGUUCUGCUGCUCAUUUUGAUCGUUGGGUUGAUUUGUUAUUGCAAUGCAACUAAAGCCCACAGAUUCAAUGCUGCAUAAGUCAUGUGAUGUGUAUCUGUCAACAAGGUUCUGCUUUGUUAUCUUCAAUCACAAGACAAUUUGGAUCCAGGAAAUACUAUACAACCAUCAUGACCAAUGCCUCAUUGUUAUUGCCAAACAGUAUGGUUUAUGUUAAAGCAGCACAAUGGUCUUUGAUAAAUCUCUUUUUCCUCACUGAUGGUCAGUCAGCUACUUUAUGUCCUACUAUGAAGUCUGAUUGAAAUGGAAGUGAAAUCAAACCCAAGUAUCAAUCAUGACUGGGAUGUGACCUCACAAGAUAACACAAUGGGAGCCAAUCCUUCAAGACUGAAGCUACCAAGAAACUGGACAAAACUGAUUAACAUUUUCAAAUGAGUAUGACUAUAAUUUCAGAUUUUGAGCUUCCAAGAUGCAGGUAUAAAGGGGCGCUUAAGAUCUGACCACCAGCUGUGUCCGUGCAAAGUUACCAAUUCUAAAGGUAUCCCACUCUACUUGCAAUAUUUGUGGAUGUUUUUUCAUAAAUACAAAUCAUGCUAAGUUAAGGAAAUUAGUUAAAGAAAUCGAUCCAUUAUCCCGAGCACUCCGAAUCUAUUUGCAAAAUGUGUAGGACCAGUUUUAACUCAUUUCUUAAAUUUUGUAAAUGAUGCAAGUACUCCCACUGAGAUGUAGGCAAACAUUGGAGCAUUACAAGAAACAUCCCAAACAAAAACAUCUUUUUCAAUAAAGCAUUUAAUUUUACCUGUUUUAUAUUUUGGGAGGUAGGAUGAGCUGAGAGUCUUCCCUUUAUACAUUAUUAUUUUAUAGUUUAGAAAUGGACAUCCAUUUUAUUUGGCCCAGAAAAAAAAAGCUGAUUGAAGCAAUGCAAAUAUUGACAGUGACACUCUGUUUAUUAAAGGACUCAAGACCCUGAAUACUCAUAAGGAUGAAGGUUGGCAUUAAUUCUGUUUUCGCAUUUAUAUUUUGGGUUAGCUCCAGAUAGUUAUUCAAAGUUGAAUAGUAAGACAAUGGUACCCAGCAGAAUGAAGCAAUUUACCACCCAUGCUUGUCACAUUUUGUUUUGUAGUUGUGUUAAGCCCGUUGUCAUAUUAAUUUUCAUAAGUUUUGGGAUACGUUUUAGAGGUUACUUGGGUAGAUUGGACAGACCCACAUCACAAUGUCUUCCCUUGUUGUUUUCUCCAUACCAGACUGUUAGGGAGCAAAAGGUGCAUACCUUCCAAGAAGGACAUUGCUUGUCCUUUACACUGGUCAACUCAUGCUGAUGUUGGUAGUAAUGGAACUCCACCCCACAUAUGCACACAUUGGAUUGCAAGGCAUCAGGCAUUUGCCAUUAAACUCUAAGCAUGAGAAGUUUUGUUACAGAAGUUGUAUAUAAUUUUUUUACCUAUAUAGGAAAGAUCUCACCUUUGUCUCCAGCCACAAAUGGCGGGAGCUUACCUCAGUUGUCAUGAUGGUCCAGAAUUAUGUAUCUGUACUCGACAUUCAUAGAAGUGUUUCAACAGACCAAACUGUCCGUACCUUUCAAGACUGGUCAUGCACAAAUCUGCAGUUUUAAAAAGAUAAGUAAGUAACUUUGUCAAUAUUAGACCAAUGGUAUUAGACUAUAUACAAUUCAUUUACGAUUUUCUUUCUGUGUUUGUGAGGCUGUAUUUACAAAACCCUAUCUAUUAUCCUUCAGCAGGAUGUAUCAGCAAGAUAGGACAAAGGGUGUAGAACUGCCUAGGAUGUUACAAUAGUGAUCAACUUUCAUUUAAGACAGCAUCAAAAUGGAAUUUUGCCAUCAGCUUUGUAAAAAAUAUGUACGUGGAAAGCUGCAUAAGUUUUAUGCUGAUGCUCAUAUCAGCAAUUGGCAGGAAUAUAGAUUUUAAAAAACUGAAACAUAAUAUAAAUAUUCUGUACACCAUUGUUCCUUUAAUAGGAUGUUUCAUUUCAGCAACUCUUUUAUAUUGAAACAUUGAUGUUGUAUCUCAAAAUGUAGACAUUCUGUGCAUGUGAAUGAUUUACUUUAGUCAAACCUGUAUUAUAUUAAAGGUAAUUCAUAAAUGCA
Molecule: messenger RNA, 2932 nt
Organism: Pristis pectinata (smalltooth sawfish)
Lineage: Eukaryota; Metazoa; Chordata; Chondrichthyes; Rhinopristiformes; Pristidae
Gene: pecam1b
Product: platelet and endothelial cell adhesion molecule 1b
Exons: 6
Coding region: 208-909 (233 amino acids)
Source: RefSeq, a predicted model, not a curated record